AUGCAGGCGUGUGUGUCACACAGUCCAUGGGAGGCUAUCUUACGGUAACGCUGUGGACGACCACAGACGACAGACGUAACCUGGGGACUAUAGAGGCACACAAUUAUACACCUCAAAAAAUGCAAUCCAAUUUUCGUCCAAACAGAUGAUCAAAAAAUGACAAAUGACAGCCUUGCAAGGGUGUUGGUGUUUUGCUUUCUCCUCUGCAUCUCCAAAGACUCAAUUGCAGAGGUCUCAAAGGAACUUGAAGUAAAAGUGAACAUGUUGCUUCAGCAUGAGAAAAAUGAUCCUAAAUGUUUCCUGAAUGGGACAGUUCAAAUCUUUUGCUUUUGGGAAGAGAGGGAUGAAGACAAUGGGGCCGCAGAUCAGUAUACAUUCAGAUAUACAUACCAAUACUGUGGCACUGCAGUCUGUCCUGUCACAGUCUUCUCCAUUGGUGACGGGAGGAAAUUCUAUUCUUGUGAGGAUUUUCAAGCUACACUGUACGUUCCACUCUCCAUACAAGUGUUGCGUGGUGAGCAAGUAAUCCACAACCGCACCGUCUUCAAUGAUCACAUCAUCCUACUAGAUCCUCCAAGAAACCUGACACUGAGAACAACAGCAAAGCCAGGCCAGCUGAAGGUGAACUGGGAGCAACCAAUCUUCAUUGAUGGCGACCUGCUGUACGAGAUUAGCUAUGCUGUUACAGGAAGCCAGAUGGGAAAGCGCGAGGAGGUGCGCAGCAAAACAGACCUGCUCCUCCAAAACCUGCUGCCAGGUGCCAACUACUCAGUGAGGGCCCGCGCUCGACCUCAGAGCUCAGGCUUCAAUGGCUGGUGGAGUGCCUGGUCAGCUCCAGUGACGAUUAGGAUACCUAAUGAGAUGGACCCCCUCAUACUAUCAAUGAGUCUCAUAAUCUCCUUCAUCGUCCUUCUGCUCUCUUUGACCAUCCUCUUGAACCAUCGCAAGUUCCUUUCAAAGAUCCUGUGGCCCACCAUUCCAAGCCCUGAAAGCAAAUUUCCUGAUCUCUUCACUGUCUACAAGGGGGAUUUCCAGGAAUGGAUGAACCAAAGCACUGGCCGUAUGAGGUGGAUCCCAGCCCACUACUACAUAGAGGAGCCUGUGGCACCGCUGGAGGUGCUCUCGGAGGUCACCGUCAGACCGACCCAGCCCAGUCGCGUUUCACCUCCCAGGGACACUCAAGCCCCAGAGGCUGAUGGAGCCAGGCGGCUGGAGGUGGGCGAGCAGGAGGUGGAGAGAGGCUCUUCGCACAGGUGGGCUGAACUGCAGCACGAGGCUUGGAUGUUGGAGCACCUUCGGAACCUGCAUCACCACCCGCCCCCCCUCUCCCAGUCCUCUCUCCUGGAGUCCCAGGACGCCUACGUCUCCCUCAACAACUCGCGGAAGCCCGAGGAAGAAGAGGAGACGCCAGAGAAGGAGGGGGGUGGCCUGGAGGACAUCCUGGAGGAGUCCAUACCUCUGCAGACUCUAUUCGCAGGGACAGGAACCAGGUCGUCCGCAUCGCACUCCGACCUGGGCUCCCUGCAGCAGAGCUCCGGCUCGGGUCGACUGUCUGCCCAGUCCAGCUUGGAGUACCCUAACCAGACCUGGCCACCACACGGCCCCAGCUACACCUACAUGGCCGUGGCUGACUCGGGAGUGUCCAUGGACUACAGCCCCAUGAGUUCCAGCCAGAUCGCAGACGCCGAGCGGAAACACAAGCCCAGGGUCAUCUACACCAACGAGUAUAAAAACGAGCUGCCCCUCCACAAACACUGGCCACUAAUGGGGGCAGCCCACGGGCUCCUGAGGGCUGAACUCGUGGACUCUGCAGCUCCGAAACACCAAACGUAAGCUUUCAUCGAAGGGCAGCAGUGGAUUUCCAAAAAAAGAAGAGGACAUUAUGAGCGUUUCUCCCUGUUGAUGUGCAUUUGCCAUAUGCACCCGUCUUUAGCUUCUAGUAUUGAAACUGAAGUGGACGCGCAAACAACGGAUGAAGGCUUUGACAAUAUAUAAAGAGGCAGAGAAAUGAACAACUGGGUGAAGGCAGAGGAAUCAAUAACUGGGUGUCCAUUCAGCUCAUUUGCUUAUGUGCACUACUCAGUGAAAGAAAAUCCGUAAGCAUUUGCAUCCGCUAUUUAUGCAAAUUAAAAAUUAAAGGGCAUUCGGGCAACGUUUAUGGAAACACAUAAAACUGUAUCAAAUGCUAAUUUAUGUGAAUACACUCGUUUCCAUCAAACUUAUUCCUUAUGCAAAUUUGAGUGUUUAUCCACCCACUUUUGCAUAUCAAAUAUGUAUUUGCAUGAAAAGAUCUUGUGCAAAUUUUGAGUGCUUCCAAUCAGAACUACUACUUUGAAUGGUAAAAAUGUGCCUUAAAAAGUUUAAUGGAAACCCAGCUAUUGAAAUAAUGAAUUUUGCCAUAAUGUGAAUGUGCCAUUUGGCACUGUGUGAGAGCUGCAUACAUGCAGCUAUUACUGUGAUCAUGAAUUUAGUCAUUAUUAUUUAAGAACCAUGUCAGUGUCGAUUUAUGUCAAAUGUUGUUAAUGUUAUUCUCUGCAAAAACAUUUCUUUUUUUUCAUCAUCUUAAAAAAAAUCAUGUAUUUUUUGUUGUCAUUGUUAAAAUUGUCAGUGUUCUUUACAAUUACACACAAUCAGACAAAUAAGCAUUACUGUAGGAUGUGGAUUAAGAGAAAAGAGUUGAUAUCAGAAUUUUCUCUUGACACUUAUCUCCAGCUUGCGGACAGGUUGAGUAUAUUCACUCUAUAAAGUCACUGGAUAUGCCAUUUUGUGGCCCAAUUUCUUAUGGGUUGUUUUACAAACUGUUAAUAUAUGUUUUAUUAGAACACAAUACAAAUGUCUGCUUCUGCUGUUGUUAAUUCAUGUAAAGCUUUUUCAGCAUUACUUAUAAGUGACUUAUUUUUUAAAAAAGCAGCGGAGUGAUUAUAAUUGUUUAUAAUUGUAAUUAAUCAUAAAACAGCCCAGACUAUAGUUUCAGAAAAAUUGCACAGAAUACCUUUCUGUAAUUUAUCAACAUUUAUUUGCCUCGACCCUGGAGACAUUCAAAAAUAUUUUGAGGCAUUCACCCAGUAGCCAAUAGCUAGCAAGUAUCUCCAAAGGACUUGGAUUUUUGCAAAUUUACAGUAAAACUGUGUUUAUUAUGUCAAGAUUUUUUUUACCUUGUUAUGUCAUGUGAUAUUUCAUUCAAUAUAUUUGUAUGUAAUUCUGUUUUAUAUCCAGAAAUACACUAUAUAACUCUGUAAGUAGCUCUGCCUUUUUUCCCCCUUGAGGGCCAGACUAGUUAGUUAGUUAACCUCGGAAAGACCUUCACGUAGACUUCUGAUCUAAGACAUGUCUCUUGUGACUGUUGUAUUGAAUAACACAAAACAUGUAAAUAUAAAUAUAAAUGUAUAAACAAAUAUCAUAGUUCCACAUGUAAAACAAAACAGGAUUAUGAUCAACAGAAUGUUUGUUAAUUUCCUUGUCAGUCUUUUUGGUAAUCUUAUCUCAUGGAAAUAUUGUACUUUCUGUAAAUAUGUACUUUUCUGACAAUAUAACAUUUAAAUUUGCUUUAAAACUGUUUCAAAGAAUGAGAGAUUUGUGUAAAUAGUUUGUUAUUCUAUACAGACAAAGACUGUCAGAUGUAAACACACUGAACCAUUUUUAUACUUACGAUACAUAAACUUCAUCCCCAUAAA
Messenger RNA from Sardina pilchardus (European sardine), 3674 nucleotides. It is a transcript of the gene epor, whose product is annotated as erythropoietin receptor. Gene Ontology annotation, cellular component: external side of plasma membrane; membrane. The transcript has 8 exons. NCBI's taxonomy places the organism in Eukaryota, Metazoa, Chordata, Actinopteri, Clupeiformes, Clupeidae. Gene Ontology annotation, molecular function: protein binding; cytokine receptor activity. The record is from RefSeq and is a predicted model, not a curated record. Bases 157 to 1833 code for a protein of 558 amino acids. Gene Ontology annotation, biological process: cytokine-mediated signaling pathway.